AUGCACUUCCUCUCUCGACGCUCUGCGGAACCGUCAAGGCUAUCUUCUGAUUUGGACAUAGCUGGAGGAAGAAACGCUGCAGCAGAUAGUGCUGUUCCCCAGGAGAAAUCUCCAAGUCGUGUUCUUAAACGCGUCACCACCCUCUUCAACCCUCGCAAAAGAACUUUGUCCAAGAACACUAGCCCCGUGGGCGGCCAUGGAGCAGUUGGAUUCAUUCGUGAUGCCGCUGCAACAUAUCCCCGAUCCUCUAGUGAUUCCUCUACUGCAUCACCAGACGAAAUUAGGAGACCCAGCGGCCUGGGACGCAGAGCCAGUUUGAUGGAGUCUUUACAAUCACCCAGCGAUCUAGAACGGUCAAAUGAAAAUGGAGGAUUGUUUGCAGAACACGCAACACAUGCAGGUGUUGCGAUCCAGCGCCUUCCUGUGGAGCUGUUAGAGACAAUUCUGUCUUUCUUACCCAAGUUCGAUUUGCCGCGUAUUGCCCUUGUUUCGGCUCAACUCUGCGACGCGUCGCGUAACAUAUUAUAUCGGAUACUCGACUUCCAAUUGAUAUCAGAGCCACAAGUUGAAAAGCUUUGUAGAACCCUUGCCACCCAUGCGUCUCUCGCUGCAAAGGUCCAAUCUUUCUUGUGUCACUUUUGGCCAGCAACGACAUCAUCUGACGGCCAUCUUAUACCAUCUCUUGAUCUCAUGACUGCGUUGCAUAAUAUGUCGAACUUGCAAUCUCUUACGCUACGGACAUUUGUUCCAGUAUUUUCGCAGUCGCCUCUUCUUUCUUUCCGAUUGAAGACAUUGGUCAUCCUUGAUGACACAAUCUCUGUGGAGCAAAUCAUCGACAUUCUACAUUUCCUCAGAAAUCAAUCCUCCCUACAAUAUCUAGCCUUUCCUAACGUCGUCGAGAAUCCCUCAUUACCCGAAUGUUCCUUCAAUCAACCCAUAUUUGCAUCUGGUCUCGCACGAGAAACCAUGUUGCCAUCGCUCUCUCAACUACAUGCUCCUCCACGACUCAUGAUGGCAAUAUGCUCCUUACUGGGACAAGCGCUCCAAACUGUUGUUUUGGAUGUCACCACCACGCUGUACACAGGGUUGCGGCCUGCCGUACUCCUCCGUGCAAUUCAAGGUGUCUCCAAACUGGAUGUAGUCUUCACUCACGAAGUGGACAAACGAACAGUUGAAAAAUUCUUGGGUGCUGCUGGUGGAAUACUGUCCGGUAGCGGCGCUGCCAAUAGUCGCGGCCUCACCGUUUUGGAGGUAGAGGUGCUUUGGAUGGAAGAUGACACUGCCGAAAUACUAUAUGGCAUCAUCGAUGCAAUCAUCUCGCGGUUUAAUGGCCUGCGCACACUCAAGAUCACCACACCAUUUCGUUCCAGACAGUCACAAUUGUUGACACCCCCAUUGUCUGGAUCCCUCCAACUGUCCACAUCAUCCAAUACUCCCACAACGCCCUCGUCUGGCCUUUCCUCGAUGUUGAUUACUUCACCUGUGGGCGUUGUUCUAUCAAGUGAGUUUGUGAGCUCAGGUACAGAGAGGACACAUGCCAAAAUGUGGACGAAAGCUUGCUCUACGCUGAGUGACAUUCAGUUUUGUUUUCCGGAUCCAUCGCUAGAGGCAGACGUUGGGCUGUGUGGAGUCUGGUUUCACAGGAGGGAGUGA
Molecule: messenger RNA, 1653 nt
Organism: Suillus subaureus
Lineage: Eukaryota; Fungi; Basidiomycota; Agaricomycetes; Boletales; Suillaceae
Exons: 3
Coding region: 1-1653 (550 amino acids)
Molecular function (GO): protein binding
Source: RefSeq, a predicted model, not a curated record